AUGUUCCGCAAGAAAAAGAAGAAACGCCCUGAGAUCUCAGCCCCACAGAACUUCCAGCACCGCGUGCACACCUCCUUUGACCCCAAAGAAGGCAAGUUCGUGGGCCUCCCCCCACAAUGGCAGAACAUCCUGGACACACUGCGGCGACCCAAGCCCGUGGUAGACCCUUCACGCAUCACCCGAGUGCAGCUCCAGCCCAUGAAGACAGUGGUACGGGGCAGCUCGGUGCCCACAGACGGCUACAUCUCCGGGCUGCUCAACGACAUCCAGAAGUUGUCGGUCAUCAGUUCCAACACCCUGCGUGGCCGCAGCCCCACCAGCCGGCGGCGGGCACAGUCCCUGGGGCUGCUGGGGGAUGAGCAGUGGGCCGCUGACCCGGACAUGUACCUUCAGAGCCCCCAGUCUGAGCGCAGCGACCCCCACGGACUCUACCUCAGUUGCAACGGGGGCGCACCAGCAGGACGCAGGCAGGUGCCGUGGCCCGAGCUGCAGAGCCCACGGGUCCUUCCCAAUGGACUGGCCACCAAAGCACAGUCCCUGGGCCCUGCUGAGUUCCAGGGUGCCACACAGCGCUGCCUGCAGCUGGCUACGUGUCUGCAGAGUUCCCCCACUGGGACCUCACCCCCCACAGCCACAGGCAGGCGUGGGACCAAGACUGCCAGGCGUGGCCCCGAGGAGGCCCGGCCGCAGUCCUGCCUGGUGGCCUCGGCCACGGGCAGGCCUGGUGGGGAGGGCAGCCCCAGCCCUAAGACCCAGGAGAGCAGCCUGAAGCGCAGGCUAUUCCGAAGCAUGUUCCUGUCUGCUCCUGCCACAGCCCCUCCAAGCAGCAGCAAGCCAGGCCCUCCAGCGCAGAGCAAGCCCAGCUCCUCCUUCAGACCGGCACUGAAAGGCGGCCCCCCCAGCCUGGUAGCCAAGGCCCAGUCCUUGCCCUCAGACCAGCCCGUGGGGCCUUUCAGCCCUCUGACCACCUCGGAUACCAGCAGCCCCCAGAAGUCCCUCCGCGCGGCCCCAGCCGCCGGCCCUCCUCCAGGCCGCUCUUCCCCAGCGGGGUCUCCCCGCACCCGGCAUGCCCAGAUCAGCACCAGCAACCUGUACCUGCCCCAAGAGCCCGCAGUGGCCAAGGGCGCCCUAGCAGGCGAGGACACGGGCGUUGUGACGCACGAGCAGUUCAAGGCUGCGCUCAGGAUGGUGGUGGACCAGGGUGACCCGCGGCUGCUGCUGGACAGCUACGUGAAGAUUGGCGAGGGUUCCACUGGCAUCGUCUGCCUGGCCCGGGAGAAGCACUCGGGCCGCCAGGUGGCCGUCAAGAUGAUGGACCUCAGGAAGCAGCAGCGCAGGGAGCUGCUCUUUAACGAGGUGGUGAUCAUGCGGGACUACCAGCACCUCAACGUGGUGGAGAUGUACAAGAGCUACCUGGUGGGCGAGGAGCUGUGGGUGCUUAUGGAGUUCCUGCAGGGCGGGGCCCUCACGGACAUCGUCUCCCAAGUCAGGCUGAAUGAGGAGCAGAUUGCCACCGUGUGUGAGGCUGUGCUACAGGCCCUGGCUUACCUGCACGCCCAGGGUGUCAUCCACCGGGACAUCAAGAGUGACUCCAUCCUGCUGACUCUCGAUGGCAGGGUGAAACUCUCGGACUUCGGGUUCUGUGCACAGAUCAGCAAAGAUGUCCCUAAGAGGAAGUCCCUCGUGGGAACCCCGUACUGGAUGGCUCCGGAAGUGAUCUCCAGGUCUCUGUAUGCAACUGAGGUAGAUAUCUGGUCUCUGGGCAUCAUGGUGAUUGAGAUGGUGGAUGGAGAGCCACCCUACUUCAGUGACUCCCCGGUGCAAGCCAUGAAGAGGCUCCGGGACAGCCCCCCACCCAAGCUGAGGAACUCUCACAAGGUCUCCCCAGUGCUGCGAGACUUCCUGGAGCGGAUGCUGGUGCGGGACCCCCAGGAGAGAGCCACGGCCCAGGAGCUCCUGGACCACCCCUUCCUGCUACAGACCGGGCUGCCCGAGUGCCUGGUGCCCUUGAUCCAGCUCUACCGCAAGCAGACCUCCAGCUGCUGA
Molecule: messenger RNA, 2046 nt
Organism: Rangifer tarandus platyrhynchus (Svalbard reindeer)
Lineage: Eukaryota; Metazoa; Chordata; Mammalia; Artiodactyla; Cervidae
Source: the annotation of a GenBank genome assembly